UGAGAUAAGGCGGGGCUUUACCUAGCAAAGACUUACAGAUGACCUGGAGCCAGUGGGUUUGGCGACGAAUAUGAAGCUAGGGCCAGCUAACGAGAGCAUACAGGUCGCAAUGGUGGGUAGUAUAUGGGGCUUUGGUGACAAAACAGAUGACACUGUGACAGACUGCAUCCAAUUUGCUGAGUAGAGUGUUGGAGGCUAUUUUGUAAAUGACAUCGCCGAAGUCAAGGAUUGGUAGGAUAGUCAGUUUUACGAGGGUAUGUUUGGCAGCAUGAGUGAAGGAUGCUUUGUUGUGAAAUAGGAAGCCGAUUCUAGAUUUAAUUUUGGAUUGGAGAUGCUUAAUGUGAGUCUGGAAGGAGAGUUUACAGUCUAACCAGACACCUAGGUAGUUGUCCACAUAUUCUAAGUCAGAACUGUCCAGAGUAGUGAUGCUAGACGUGUGGGCAUGUGCGGGCAGCGAUCGGUUGAAGAGCAUGCAUUUAGUUUUACUUGCAUUUAAGAGCAGUUGGAGGCCACGGAAGGAGAGUUGUAUGGCAUUGAAGCUCAUCUGGAGGUUAGUUAACACAGUGUCCAAAGAAGGGUCAGAAGUAUACAGAAUGGUGUUGUCUGCGUAGAGAUGGAUCAGAUAAUCAGCAGCAAGAGCGACAUUGAUGUAUACAGAGGAAAGAGUCGGCCCGAGAAUUGAACUCUGUGGCACCCCCAUAGACUGACUGCCAGAGGUCCGGACAACAGGCUCUCCAAUUUGACACACUGAACUCUGUCUGAGAAGUAGUUGGUGAACCAGGCGAGGCAGUCAUUUGAGAAACCAAGUCUGUUGAGUCUGCCGAUAAGAAUGCGGUGAUUGACAGAGUCCAAAGCCUUGGCCAGUUUGAUGAAUACGACUGCAGAGUAUUGUCUUUUGUCGAUGGCGGUUAUGAUAUCGUUUAGGACCUUUAGCGUGGCUGAGGUGCACCAUUGACCAGCUCUGAAACCAGAUUGCAUAGCGGAGAAGGUACGGUGGGAUUCGAAAUGGUCUGUAAUCUGUUGGUUAACUUGGCUUUCGAAGACCUUAGAAAGGCAGGAUAGGAUAGAUAUAGGUCUGUAGCAGUUUGGGUCUAGAGUGUCUCCCCCUUUGAAGAGGGGGAUGACCACGGCAGCUUUCCAAUCUUUGGGGAUCUCAGACGAUACGAAAGAGAGGUUGAACAGACUGGUAAUAGGGGUUGCAACAAUUGCGGCGGGUAAUUUUAGAGAGUUUCCGGAUUGUCUAGCCCAGCUGAUUUGUAGGGGUCCAGAUUUUGCUGCUCUUUCAGAACAUCAGCUAUCUGGAUUUGGGUGAAGGAGAUGGUGGAGGCUUGGGCAAGUUGCUGUGGGGGUGCAGAGCUGUUGACUGGGGUAGGGGUAGCCAGGUGGAAAGCAUAGCCAGCCGUAGAAAAAUGCUUAUUGAAAUUCUCAAUUAUAGUGGAUUUAUAGGUGGUGACAGUGUUUCCUAGCCUCAGUGCAGUGGGCAGCUGGGAGGAGGGGCUCUUAUUCUCCAAGUAUGUCAGGGUUGGUGUAUGAAAUUGUAUACACCAGUAUACCACAACCAGGUUUAUAUAUUUCUUUUAACGGUGCAGUGCAAUUCUAAGGGGAUUGGGUCUUGAUGGAAAGCUGACAGCUGACCAGAUUGCCAAAAAGUUGGAAAAUCUGAAGACCAAAUACAAGGACUUAAAAUACAUUUUUCUUGGCAAGGACACUGUUGCUACCAACAUAGCCUCCUGGCCCUGGUUCCAAUUUAUGGGCGAGGCCAUGGAAGGACGCCUCUUCAACAGCGCCCAAGUUUUGGCAGUGGCAUCUUUGGCUGGUGAGGCUCCAGGUUCUUCCUCACCAUUAACCAACGAGAGAGGACAGGGGGGUGACGGUGCUGACAUUUUGGAGUUCUUGAUCAAAACUGAGAUGGAGGACAGUGUGGGGACAGAGAACUUGGAGGACAAUGCAACUGUUAACACUGAUGCAACUCAGACUGAGGGCCCUACUACUAUGGGCUGGCGAAGAAUUUCAGAAUGCUCGUAUAAAAUGACAGAGCAGGAGACGGAGAGAAUGAUAAAGCUGCGUGCCGUGAAUGAGGCUCUCUUCACAGGCAGAAAACAUACUGCCAAGCCUGCCUGGAGAGCUAUUUUGAAUGAGUUGGGCCUUCAGGGAAAGCUGACUACUGACCAGCUUGCCAAAAAGUGGGAUAACCUCAAGAGGCGAUAUAAGGAGUUGAAAUGUCCAGCCCGCAGCAUGGAGAGCAACCCAAAUUCCUGGCCCUGGUUCUACCGCAUGAAUGAUGCCAUGGAGGGACGAUUCGCCGGCUGCGCCCCCAUCCUGACACCAGUAGUAGAGGAGGGUGAUGAGGAGUUUGAGCCCUCUCCACUACCAAGGAAGAGGGCUCGUCGGACGCCAGGGAAGGGGGGGAUGUCUGAGUUCUUGACAGAGUCUGAGAUGGAUGAGCUGGUGGAAACGGAGGAGAGGAAUGGAGCAGCCGUCUUCCAAGGGGCCACCAUAGGGGAGUAUCACACGGCCACAGAAUUCUCAUAUAAGCUGACUGAGGAGGACACCAAGAGAUUGAUAGAGCUGCGUGCUUCCAAUGAGGCUCUUUUCACAGGGAAGAGAAAUACGGCCAAGCCUGCCUGGAGGGCUAUAGUAAAAGAGAUGGGCCUCGCAGGAAAGUUGUCUGCUGACCAGGUUGCCAAAAAGUGGGACAACCUGAAGACAAAAUUCAAGGACUUGAAGUAUCCGCCACGUGGCAUGGAGAACCAGAGCACCCCUGCCUCCUGGCCUUGGUUCCAACUCAUGAAUGAUGCCUUCGAGGGCCGACUGGCCGCGAGAGCCCCCAAAAUAACUCCCAUAUGGAUGAACGAGGAAGACUACUUGUUUGUAUCCUCGCCGAUGCCUACAGAGAGAGACCCGUGUCCCAUGCCAGAAAGGAGUGAGAUUUCUGAUCUGGAAGAGGGAAUGAGACCAGAGGGGACAGAGGUGGAUGGAACGGUUACGUUCUUAGACGCCAGUGGAGAGGAGUGCCCCACACCUGUGGAAUUCUCCUAUAAAAUGACAGAGCAGGAUACGAGGAGGCUGAUUAAGUUGCGUGCGGCCAAUGAGGUUCUCUUCACUGGGAGGCGAAAUGCUGCCAAGGCUGCAUGGAAGGCCAUUUUAAAAGAGUUGGUUCUCCUGGGAAAGGUGUCAACUUACCAGGUGGCCAAGAAGUGGGACAACUUAAAAAGAAGAUAUAAGGACCUGAAGUACCCACCUGUGGGCAUGGAGAGCAUAGCAGACAACGCUGCUUCCUGGCCAUGGUUCUACCUCAUGAAUGAGGCCAUGGAGGGCCGCCUCGCCGCCAGCGGACCUGUCUUGACCCCUAUAACGGAGGGUGAUGACCCCGAGCCUUCCCCUUCACAGUCCUCUCGAAAUAGAGGAUGCCCGUUGCUGGAAAAGGGUGACAUCACACUGGAGUACCAACAAGAGAUUUAUGUGCACCCCACCAUAGAGGAGUGCCACCGGGCCACAGCGGAGUGUGAGAGUGCACUGAGAGAGGAGAGGUUGGGUAGGGGGCCAGCAGGGGGCACUGCUGCUCAGAAGUCAGUGACACUGGAGAGAGGGUGGGAGAUGGUGGAGAGGGAGAGGGCAGCGAUAGAGGGGGAUAGAGCGGCGGUAGACAGAGAGCGGCAGUGGCUGGAGAGCGAGAGAGCCAACUUGGCAAGAGACAGGAUGCUGUUGGAACAGGACAUGGCGGCACUUGGUAGAGAGAGAGAGGCCUUUGAGAGCCAGAGGGCAGCAGUGAUGAUGCACAGUGCUACAGGGGUGCACACUGGACACGUCAACCACUGUGGAAUGGGGAUGUAGACCUAUGGUAUUAACUGCCUUGGAAGCCAAGGACUGUUCAAGAGCCUUCAAGUUAAUUAGAGGAGUCUUUUCAGCAUGUUUUCACCUUAUUGGCUCAAGAUUAAUAAAUGUUUUACACUCACAAGAGAACGCGCUGUCUUUGAUUUGUGAUUGAUACAUUCAAAUCAUUUUAACGUAAUGGUUUAUUAAACUAACCAGUGACAGAGACUUCAAUCUGUAAAAUGGUGGACUUGUUUUAAAUGUCAUUUGAGAAUUUCUCUUUCUUUUGACAGAACAGGCUAAUGAUGUCAUGUAACCCUUAAAGUGUUUGUGGUGUGACUCAUUAUCUCAAUGGCCUCAUCCUGUCUUUUCAGUCUCGGUUGCAAUUAUAUUGUAAUAUAAGACAAAAUUAGCACUAUAAGUGAGAGAACUGAAUUUGUUAUGGAAGUGUUAACUUUUUAUGUACUGACUACUUUUCUCUAAUGUGAAAGCUGUUUCCAUUUUCAAACAAUGAAUAUCCUAUAAAUUACUGCCAAAAAAGUAUGGAAGUGAAAUAUUGUUUGAGAAAUCAAAUCACAGUAUGACCAAAGCUCAAGUGAGAAAUGUGGUGGAAUAUAUUUUUUGAGGAAAUAGUACCCGCUCAACAAUUGUGUAAGCCUACAAUAAAAAGGAUCAUACUCUG
Molecule: messenger RNA, 4495 nt
Organism: Oncorhynchus nerka (sockeye salmon)
Lineage: Eukaryota; Metazoa; Chordata; Actinopteri; Salmoniformes; Salmonidae
Exons: 11
Coding region: 1750-3834 (694 amino acids)
Source: RefSeq, a predicted model, not a curated record